Gongylonema pulchrum is the source of this 299-nucleotide messenger RNA. The record is from the annotation of a GenBank genome assembly. Lineage: Eukaryota; Metazoa; Nematoda; Chromadorea; Rhabditida; Gongylonematidae.
GAGAUCCUGGAAAAUAUGGCAGGGUUUGUGGAUUCCGAAGUUCUUUCAGACUGUGAAAUUGCACAGGGGAAUAAAUUACUUUUGUACAUACAGUGCUGCUUGUCCGGUCGAGCUUACCCUAUCGGAUCUUUAUCAAGAGAACUCGCCGAAACUCUUCCGCUGCAAGUAUACCGUUGCUUAAUUGCUUAUAAAGGCAAAGACGGUAGUUCAGGUGGGAUAUUUUUUUUUUUCCAUAAACAGCCAUUAUUGAGUAUUGGCAACAAAUCACAGCAAUCCAUGCCACGUGCGGACUCGUGAAA